Molecule: messenger RNA, 2442 nt
Organism: Amborella trichopoda
Lineage: Eukaryota; Viridiplantae; Streptophyta; Magnoliopsida; Amborellales; Amborellaceae
Molecular function (GO): protein binding
Source: RefSeq, a predicted model, not a curated record
AGAGAGAGAUGGAUUCUCCAUUUUGCAACCUUCCAGAUGAUAUGAUCAAAAGAACCCUUGCUGCAUUGCCUGUGAAGUCCAUCUUUAAAUUCAAGACCGUAUGCAAAUCAUGGAAAAGGUUACUCUCCUCUCAUCACUUUUCCAUGAUCCAUUCAAUCUCUAAUUUCAAAUAUUUUGCUCUCUUUGUCCAUCAUAUCGACGAUGAGCCCCAAUUGGUCUAUGUCGAUGCUGGCGACAUCACCAGUCCUUCAUGCUAUAACAAAACAGAGUUUCAGGAUCAGGACCUCAGAUUGGUGGCCUGCAAUAGUGGCAUGGUGUGCUGCAUGUUAGAUUCGGAUAGCGGCUAUUACUUUGCUGUUGGGAAUCCCAUAAUCGAAAAGGAGUUCAUCCCUCUAACAACACUCGAACUUCAAGUGCUUGAUUUUGGAUUUUUCUUUGACCCCAUUACGCAAAACUUCAAGAUAUUAGUAAAAUUCAAUGCUGACAUAGAUCCCGAUACCCAUUGUUCUAUUGCCUUUAUUAUGUUUGAUUCAUCGAUUGGGAGAUGGAGGUCACCGAGAAAUCUAAAACAGAUUCAACUCUAUGACCUGUCGUUGUCAGUUUGCAUUGGUACCGAUUGCUAUGGAGUUUCUUUAGACAGACAAAGUACACGUAUCCUAACGAGUUUUGACAUGGUGAGAGAGGAAUGCAAAACAGUCCAUACUCCAGUAAGGCUUGAGGAUGAUUGCUUUUACACAAUCCAUGAGAGGGAUGGCAGUCUCUGUCUAAUUCAAGUCACAAGACAUGUGCAAGCACGAGCACGGAUUUGGAUUUUAUAUGAAGAUAUGGAGUGGAUGCCUGUCGUGACAGCUGAUUUGAAGCAGUUGGGCUUGAAUAAGUUGGCGCAACUGGGGUUAGGGCUCAAUGAUUUUUUCUUGAGUCCGGAAAUUUGGAUCGGUGACACAUUAUUUUUGGGCGUUCAUGUGACAGAUGAGGUACUUUUGAGGAGUUCACGUAGCUGGAACUUGCACGUUGAUUAUGAUAUAAAGAGUGGUCAGUUAGGGAAAAUGGUCACUGAUGUUGAUAUCCGCUCUGUUGUAAUGUAUCAGCCCUCCAUAUUCACUUGCAAGAUGGAAAAGAAUGGGAUCUGUAAUUUUCAAUAUUUCUCCCUCUUUAUCCAUUAUAUAAACGAUGAUCCCCAACUGGUUUAUGCUGAUGCUGAUGGCAUUACCUGUCCUUCAUCCUAUAACAAAAUGAAGUUUCAGCAUCAAGAUCUAAGAUGGUUGGCCUGCAACAAUGGCAUCGUGUGCUGCAUGUUAGAUUCUGAUAGGGGUUAUUACUUUGCUGUAGGGAAUCCCAUAACCGAAAAGGUGUUCAUCCCUCUAAAAAAAUUUAAACCUCAAGUGCUUGAUUUUGGAUUUUUCUUUGAUCCCAUUACACAAAAUUUCAAGAUAUUAGUAAAAUUAAAUGCUGAUAUGGAUCCCAAUACCCAUUGUUCUAGGGUCUAUAUUAUAUUUGAUUCAUCAAUUUGGAGAUGGAAGGCACCAAGAAAAAAAAAACAAAUUCAACGGUAUGACCUAUCGAUGUCAGUUUGCAUUGGCACCAAUUGCUAUGGAGUUUCUUUAGACAGAAACCAAAGACGUGUCCUAACGAGUUUUGACAUGGUUAGUGAGGAAUGCAGGACAAUCCAUACUCCAGUAACGCUUGUGGAUGACUGCUCUUAUAAAAUUCAAGAGAGGGAUGGUGGGCUGUGUCUAAUACAGGUAGCAAGAGAUGAGCAAGCACUGACACAGAUUUGGGUUUCAUUUGAAGAGACGGAAUGGGUGCCUAUGAUGAAAGCUAACUUGAUGCACUUGGGUUUAAACAAUUUGGAGAAACUGGGAUUGGGUUUUAAUGAGUUUUCAUUGUAUCCAGAACUUUGGAUCGGUGACACACUAUUUUUGGGUGUGUGUGUUACAGAGGAAGUACUUUUGAGGAGUUCACGUAGCUGGAACUUACACGUGGAUUAUGAUAUAAAGAGUGGCCAGUUAGGUAAAAUGGUCACUGAUGCUGACAUUGGCUGCAUUGUGAUGUAUCAGCCAACCCUAUUCACCUGCAAGAUGGAAAAGAGACAGAAACUUCGGUAGUCAAAAUGGUUCUCUUAUGGGGGGUGAGAGGAGGGAGGAAGCAACAUAUAUUAAGGGCAUCUGAGGGAGGUAAGGGCAUCUGAGGGAGGUAUGAAGCAGGCUGACAAUUAUAGGUGCAAGGGAAGAAGAAAUGUGCAGAACAGAGUGUUGCUGGUUGAGGAUGCCACAAAGGCGAAAAACUUACCGAUAAGAAAUUUGAACUGUCGCAAUGACUAAAUUAAAUUUGUUUCCAUAAUUGAUAUGGACUAAGUUUAAGUUCAAGAGUAGAGUAGAUAGCCAUUUAGUUCCUGCUUUUUAUAGUUAAACCUGUUUGUUUGAACUAUCUUGGUCAUUACUA